AUGGCUCUACCUGUUCCAGUCGUAGCUGUUUUCAGCAUCAAAAUUAUCUCGACACAAACGUGGGGCACCAUAGCCGAAAUAGCGAAACCUAAAACGGUGGCUCUUGACUUUUCAUCUAAAGGGACCUAUCUACUGGCUUGGGAGCAUUAUAGUGUAACGGCAACGAACAGUCAAGGCCAACCGAAUCUCAGCGUUUAUGAGACGAAGACGGGCGACCUGGUGCACACAGUGACACACAAGAAGCAGACCAACUGGCAGUGGCAGUGGAGUCAGGACGAGACGUUGUGUGCCCGCCUCAUCAACAACGAUGUCGUCUUCUAUUCGGUGCCCAACUUUGACAAGGCCACCGCGCGGAUUAGCGGCCAGAAGAUCGACACCUACAGCCUCGCGCCUGAGGGGUCGCCUAUGAACCUUAUCAUCUAUGUUCAGGGGAAAUCCGGACAACCUUCUUUGGCGAAACUUUACCAACAUCCAAAAUUCGACACAACGUUAGCUAGUAAAAGCUUCUUCCAGGCGGACAAUGUUGAGUUCUACUGGAAGCGGAAAGGAACGGGCGUUCUACUUCUGGCGUGCACUGAUGUGGACAAGACCAACUCCUCCUACUAUGGCAAGCAGUCUCUGCAUUUCAUGUCGCCCAAGGGGGAAACGCUUGUCGUGGUCCUUAGCAAAGAAGGGCCAAUCUUCAGCGUAGCAUGGAGUCCGUUGGGUAGCGAGUUCUGUGUGGUGUAUGGGACAGUACCUGCUAAGGCCACUCUCUUCAACCUCAAGUGUGAACCCAUCUUCGAAUUUGGCACUGGACAACGAAACUCCAUCUACUUCAAUCCCUUUGGAAACAUUAUGCUGAUGGGAGGGUUCGGCGCACUUCGGGGUCACUCGGAGCUGUGGGACAUGAACGCCCGCAAGCUGAUUGCCAAGAUAGAGGCACCUGACACCACUUCGCUCGCCUGGUCACCCGAUGGAGAGCACUUCAUGACUGCUACCACUGCGCCAAGGCUCAAGAUGGGCAACGGUUUCAAGAUCUGGCACUACUCGGGUACUCUGCUGUACGAGAGGCCGUGGAACGCCCAGGAGGAACUGUGGGAGGUUCUAUGGCAGCGGUUCCCAGCCGGCACUUUCAAGCCACCUGUCAUCAACUACAAGCCAGUCGAGGGCAUACAACCCAGUCAGCCUACAUACUCUAAACAGGUGUACAGGCCCCCCAUGGCUCGCGGUAGAGAUCCGCCGUCUGCACUGUCCAUCACCCAGCAGAACGAGGAGGCGGCCGGCGAAGUCACCGGCAAUCUGUCCAAGCAGGCGCUCAAACAGAAGAAGAAACGCGAGGCGAAGAAGGCAGCCAAACUGCAGCAACAGCAGAACAACGGUGGCGAGACAACUGCCGCCUCCCAGCCGCAGACUAGUCCCGCCUCCAACGGGGGCAGUGGGGGCGGAGCCAGUCGGGUGCUGGCUUUCAUCGAUGACAUCACCACCGACGACCCUGAGAAGAUGAAGAAGAUUAAGAAGCUUAGAUCUAAACUGCAAGAGAUUGCAAGGUUAAAAGAUCAGAAAGCGCAGGGCAAGCAGCUGGAAAUCAAUCAGGUGGAGAAGAUCAACAAGGAAGACAGUCUACUGAAGGAGCUCCGCGAGUUGAACUUGUGAUAGCAUUACUUCUCUGCAUUUCGUGGUCGGAAAAGGAAUUGCAGAAAGCGCUUGAACCAUGGUUCAAGCUGAGAACUGAAAACGCUGGCGUUGGCUGAUUAUGUGGACCAUGAGGCUUCGCAGCUGAUGUGCGCAUGCGCGGAAUUGUCUCGCAGGGCGCGAAUUUCAAACGUGCGUUUGAAUUGAGUUCAGUGGUUUGCGCGAACAAAUCACAAACUCUCGACGACUAGUGGUGUCAAUUGUAAAUAUAUACAUAUAAAUAACAAUGAACUAUAUAAUACUAUAUACAUAUGUGACUGAUAUUAACCUAAUUCUACGUCAGAGACAACGGUUUAGUAGGAAAUGAAACGAAAUGAUGCGCUUAAUAAUUUAUGGAGCGUUGGUCAGAGAUAGAACGGACAAAACAUGUCGUAGGAUUUUAAAAAUUGUAUGAAGAACAGAGAAAAUUAUAUAAUAUAUAUUUGAGUGUGUGUGUUUAUGGUAAUGGCUGUGGGCUGGUAUAUAAGGAUCGUCUAUAUUAUUUUUCGCUGGUUGGGAGCUUAAUUGUAAUAUUGAGAUUAAUCAAGUACCAAAAAUAUUUUUAUGAGUAAAUCUUGACACGGUAACAGAGUGUGGUCGCUGUUGUGGAUGGAGGGAGAUAGUUAAUAAUUAAAUUGUUAUUGUGUUGGAAAACAAUUGUGAACUAAGGGUUUGGAAGUGUGUUGGUGAUGAAAAAUGGUGCCGAAUUUUUUGUUUGGUUCCGCGCGCAAACAGGUGUUGCACAAAAAAAUUGUUUUCGAAAAAAUCGAAUAUGUACAGUGAUAAUAAUUAUUGAUAAUGUAUUGUAGCUCUUUUAAAUUAUUGUGCGGACCAGGUGUCAACAAUGGAACUAUUAUAUAAAAUGCCAUCUUACUGUGUUUUAUUUUAUUUUUCGGUUAUUACGUCUGCUAACAGAAGUAGACUAAAUUUUUAAUUUCAUUUGGCUUAGAAGUUGUUAGUUUUUGUGUAUCAGUUCUCCUAGUUUCAAACUAUAAUAGUUGUUUAGUAUUUUACUACAGUAUAUCACAAUUUUAGUUCAAAAUUAAACUAAAGUAUCAAUUUGAACUUUGGCUCAAAUUGAACUAUUGUAUCAGUUCUUUUAGUUUCAAACUAUAAUACUUGUCUGGUAUCUUACUUCAUAAUUUCAAUACAUUUUCCUUUAAUCGCAACGAACAAAAAUGAUACCCCAGCUCCAAUAAUCCAUAUUUAUCUCAAGUGCUGUGAAACCACAAAGUAAAUCAAUCACUGCUAAUUGCAACUGUCAGAUUUAAAAAUAUUUAUGUAGAAAUAUGAAAACGUUUCUGUUCCUUUUUUCAAAAUAGAUUAACUCAUAGAUUUAUGAGUUUUAUCACUGUAAAGUAUUUUUUCGCCACACUGCACAGAAAGCAGCUGUUUUCCAGUCCCUACGUAGAUCUGAAAGACCUUGUUUGUAGACGACUCUCGUCUGACGUAAGAAACCGGUUUCUUUUCCGGUCUAGGCCAGAAAGUGUACUCUUUCCAGCCGCUUAGAAGUCAGUAGUUAAUAAGUCAUCCGCUAGAUCGGGCGAGUGUCCACUUUCUUCAUCAAAUCGCCAUGAUUUCAGUUCGAAUUUCGAAUCAAACUAAUUCAGCAUUUGCUUCGCAACCAUUUUUAUUCAAUUAUUUAUUGUUGAUUAGCGAAUUCCGAAUUUUCAAAAAUGCUUGAAGAUGACGACGCCCGUGAUAUUCCAAGUGAAAUUUCAAAAGAAUCUGAAAUCCUGACUGCAAAUCUUCUACCACUAAAAUCAAAAGAUAGGUAUGAUAACAAGUAUUCUUUAUUUAUUUUGUCAGCAAUACCUGUAGUGUGGCGAAAAAUAUCGUUCGCACAACGGGCAAAAAUGUUUUUCCGGCUCUCAAUCUUUUCUAGUCCUUGGCCUACGGCCUCGGACUUGAAAACCGAUUUUGAGCUGGAAAAAUCUCAUUUUCUGCUCUAGGUGCGAAAUUUACUAUUAUUUUAAACUCAUUGUUACAUAAAUUCAUGUUGCAUUGCCACAAUUGUUGAGAAUUUUAGUUAUAAACAAUCUAAAAAUUGUUGAUUUCUUUAUAGAUACGAAUAAGUAUGGUUUGCCAGAUCUUAUUCAUGAUAACACUGGAAUUUUAUACAAAUUCUAGAUGAAUUAUUUAUUGAUAAGCAUAUAAAUUAUUACAAAAAUUGAAUUUCUUUUGUUAUUGCGGAGUUAAGACUCUAGGUCCUUUCUGCUACACAACCGUUGAAUAAUUUAUAGAGGAAUAAACCUCAUUAUACACCAUCGACAGCAACGUAACGUUAAGUAACGCUUGAGAUUAUUUUAGAAAAAAUAUUGAGAGAACAGUUGAGGUUUACGAUUGCUUGUAAGUGAUGGACAGUUAUGAGCUUAUACUAACGGUUCGGAAUUCACAUAGAAAUAUAGUAGGUCCAUGAAUCCAUCAUCAUCUCAUGCACAAGCUUAUGUAAACAUCAUUCUCAGAAAAAAAUUGUGACUAAUUACUUUUUCAAUUAUUUAUUAUCUCCUUGUCUAAUCUUGAAAGCUCAGUUCAAUAAAUUUCAGGUAUUUUUAAAAUGGCAAAAUAACGUUUUUCAAUUUUGUUUCUGUCAUUUUUAGCUAAAUUACACAGUAAUCUGAAAUCGAAUUAACUAAAAUUUAUUCCGAAGGAAGAGUUUUUGUAAUUUUAAACUAAAUAACAGUAUCUACACUUAUUUAAAAUCAAAUUGAGAAAAGAGGAUAUUAAUGCAUUAUCAACAUUAUACAAUAAUGGAAACUUCUCAAAUAGUUUUGUUUCUGAAGUUCAAAUUCAAUAAAAAUUUAUCGAGUUUUCUGUUUGAAAUUCUAACAAUCCUAUUUUCAAGAAAAGAAUCUAGUUUCAUAAUGAAUAUUGUGAUAAAUCAAAUUGAAGUCAUGUUUUCGGAUUACCUGAACGAUCAGUCAAUGAUUCACAUUCCCAUUUCAUUUCAUCAGUCCGACUUUUCAGAUCAUUAACUUAAGUAUCCGCCCAAUUUUAAUAGUCUAAUAAUAUUAUUAUAAACAGUAACGUUUUUGUGAUGGUACAUGUCAGUACUUUGUACCAGUACCUCUCGAAAAAAUUGUGAUCAUUUUCUUUUGCAAUUUUAACCCUUCUAAUUUUUUUUCUAGCUCCCAGAUAUCUUUAAAAUACAAUCUUUGAGACUAAGACCCGGUUACAGAGACGUUACAUAAGCUAUGUGAUACAUAGAUUAAAAUUUCUAGGACAAAUUAAAUUAUGUGAGCCAUAGAUUUAACAGAACGACUUCGGGCUCUUGACUUGACUGACCGUAUUUUAGUGAUUGAAGACAUAAAUAAGCUCCUGACGAUUGUGCAGCAAAAUCAGUGUCUAAUUGGGCGUUUUUAGUUGUAUGUGAGCUAUAGUUUACUUGGACGUCUGUGCAACGAAAAGUGGAGUUAUAUGGCUUCGUAAAUGAGUUAACGUCCUGUUUUUAACUUUAUGUGACGACUCUUCAACCGGGUAUAACUACGAGUAUUUAAAGUUUAUGAGGAUGAACGUUUCAAAACUUUCAAGAGCCAUAAUCCUGAUAGCCUUCAAGGCAUUAUAAAUAUUAUACUGAAUUAGACUGCUCUAGCAAAUUUUGUCACUGUUGUGACUGGCUUUUACAGCAAAAGCUGAGGUAAAACCUUAUUUAUUCCUAUCAAUUUUUGUAUUAUUUUCUUCUUAGUUUCGUCAUACUGCA
Molecule: messenger RNA, 5353 nt
Organism: Nilaparvata lugens (brown planthopper)
Lineage: Eukaryota; Metazoa; Arthropoda; Insecta; Hemiptera; Delphacidae
Gene: eIF2A
Product: eukaryotic translation initiation factor 2A
Exons: 11
Coding region: 1-1635 (544 amino acids)
Biological process (GO): translational initiation
Cellular component (GO): cytosolic small ribosomal subunit
Molecular function (GO): protein binding; ribosome binding; mRNA binding
Source: RefSeq, a predicted model, not a curated record